Messenger RNA from Oryza brachyantha (malo sina), 3638 nucleotides. Its product is annotated as probable metal-nicotianamine transporter YSL9. The coding region runs from base 229 to 2193 and encodes 654 amino acids. Gene Ontology annotation, molecular function: oligopeptide transmembrane transporter activity; iron-nicotianamine transmembrane transporter activity. The record is from RefSeq and is a predicted model, not a curated record. NCBI's taxonomy places the organism in Eukaryota, Viridiplantae, Streptophyta, Magnoliopsida, Poales, Poaceae. Gene Ontology annotation, biological process: response to iron ion; seed development. The transcript has 8 exons. Gene Ontology annotation, cellular component: plasma membrane.
UAAUUCUAUUGGAGAAUCACCCAUCAAAAUUUCAUCUUUGUCUUGCCCCGAUGGAUUUCUUGUGAUGAUCCUCGGCGAGAGCACACUUGUUCAUAGCUUCACUGCUGCUCAGUCAGCUCAUUAGCUAGCACCACAUUCGUGCUAACUCAUUUUCUCGAGAGGCGGAGGAAGCGGCAGCCCGGGCCGCCGAGCCUCGAGCUGGCGGUGGCGCACCCGCGGGGGGAGGAGAUGGCCGGGCUGGACGGCAGCGACGACGCCGAGGAGGGAGCCACGCAUGCCCGCGGCGCCCCGCCGCCGUGGCGGGAGCAGCUGACGGCGCGCGGGCUGGUGGCGAGCCUGGUCGUCGGCGCCAUGUACAGCGUCAUCGUGAUGAAGCUGAACCUCUCCACGGGGCUCGUCCCCACCCUCAACGUCUCCGCCGCGCUCAUCGCCUUCGUCGUCCUCCGCGCCUGGACGCAGGCGCUCGCCCGCCUCGGCGUCGCCGCCCGGCCGUUCACGCGGCAGGAGAACACCGUCGUCCAGACCUGCGCCGUCGCCUGCUACAGCAUCGCCGUUGGAGGUGGGUUUGGUUCGUACUUGCUUGGGCUCAACAAGAGGACUUACGAGAUGGCGGGGGAGGACACGGAGGGCAACGUGCCGGGGAGCUACAAGGAGCCCGGCAUUGCGUGGAUGACCGGAUUCCUUCUCGCCGUCAGCUUCGUGGGACUUCUCGCGCUCGUCCCUCUUAGGAAGGUCAUGAUAAUUGACUACAAAUUAACCUACCCAAGUGGGACUGCAACAGCUGUGCUUAUAAAUGGAUUCCACACACCUCAUGGGGAUGCAAUGGCAAAGCAGCAAGUAAAUGGAUUCACAAAAUACUUUGCUAUGAGUUUUUUCUGGAGCUUCUUCCAGUGGUUUUACUCUGGUGGAGACAAUUGUGGGUUUUCGCAGUUUCCAACUUUUGGACUAAAAGCUUGGCAACAAACAUUCUUCUUCGAUUUCAGCCUAACAUAUGUUGGGGCAGGGAUGAUUUGCUCCCAUCUUGUUAAUCUGUCACUCCUACUUGGUGCCAUUCUCUCAUGGGGAGUAAUGUGGCCACUGAUCAGUGAUUUGAAAGGGGAUUGGUAUUCAGCAGAUAUACCAGAAAGCAGCAUGAGAAGCCUGCAAGGAUACAAAGCCUUCAUCUGUGUAGCUCUCAUCCUAGGAGAUGGCCUAUACAAUUUUGUGAAGAUAGUUGCACUCACUAUUAAGAGUCUGUUUGAUAGCUCAAACCUGAAGAAUGCAAAGAAGGGGGAAGCCAUUCCUGUGCUUGAUGAACUUCACCGUAAUGAAGUUUUUACAAGAGACAAUAUUCCUUCCUGGCUAGCCUACUGUGGUUAUCUUGCAUUAACUAUUAUUGCAGUAAUUGCUAUUCCCAUGAUGUUCCAUGAGAUGAAGUGGUACUAUGUUGUCAUAGCAUACUUAUUGGCCCCUGCCCUGGGUUUCUGCAAUGCUUAUGGAGCAGGCCUUACGGACAUCAAUAUGGCGUACAAUUAUGGAAAGAUUGCCCUCUUCAUUCUUGCAGCAUGGGCUGGGAAAGACUCUGGUGUAGUUGCUGGCCUAGUAGGCUGUGGUCUGGUGAAAUCACUGGUGUCCAUAUCUGCUGAUCUGAUGCAUGAUUUCAAGACUGGACAUCUCACAUUAACAUCACCAAAGUCAAUGAUUAUUGCCCAGGCCAUUGGCACUGCCAUGGGCUGUGUAAUUUCACCGCUAACGUUCUUCUUGUUCUACAAUGCCUUUGACAUUGGCAACCCCGAAGGAUACUGGAAAGCACCAUAUGCUCUAGUCUACCGAAACAUGGCGAUUCUUGGUGUUGAGGGCUUCUCUGCUCUGCCUCAGCAUUGUUUGCAGCUCUGCUAUGGAUUUUUUGGUUUUGCAGUGGCCGCUAACCUUGUGAGGGACCUUUCCCCACCAAAGUACGGCAGAUGGGUUCCACUACCGAUGGCAAUGGGGGUUCCUUUCCUUGUUGGCGCAAGCUUUGCCAUCGACAUGUGUAUCGGGAGCCUGAUAGUCUUCACCUGGCACAUGCUUGACAAAAGUAAAGCAGCACUAAUGGUGCCAGCAGUUGCAUCUGGUUUGAUAUGUGGGGAUGGCCUUUGGAUCUUCCCAGCGUCCUUGCUUGCCUUGGCCAAGAUCAGUCCACCAAUGUGCAUGGCAUUUAGGUCUACACACUAGAGUAAAAUGAUGUUGUAAUUAUGCGCGGGCGACGGAAGCUCCACAUACCAGUAGAAGGAUGCAGCAAGGCAAUGGUGCAGUAUUAUUGGAUAGCUGAUAUGGGUUUCUUGGAGGUACCUGUGCAGUAAAUAUUGGAAAUGUGCCAACCGUAUUACCAUGUCAAUGAAGUAACAUACCAGAUUCAAGAUGAUUCAUCAAACAACAAUGAAUUAUUUGAUUGCUUCAUCUCUCACAAGUCACCAGUGCAAUUGUUGGCUUUAGCCUGUAGGCGCGAAUAGAAGAAAUUUUGUACAGUAGGAAAAAGUGUAGUAUAUACAUAAUACAUGUAUAUAUUUGGUUAUAAGUUGAACACCUUUGGCUAAAUAUUAUCCAUAACAAGUUCCUUUCAAGAGCAGCUGAUAAAAUUCUUGAUCUGCCAGUUUCCAGCUGAUUUCAGUAAAUGGUGUCAUCAGAAGAUAUGUUAUCGGAUGCGUAUGGGAGCGAAAGAGUUGGGAAAUGAUGUACUACAUGGACUGAUCAAUACUGACCAGGUAUUGUGAAAGAUAUGCCCAUCCAAUAAAACUACUGCAAUGAUUGAUUUAUCAAAUCCUCAUACAAAAGCAGUUACUGCAAAGAAGUGUCGAGUCGUUAUCUUGUGCGGCGAUUCUUUGUCAUGAAAAAGUGGUCUGCAUUUGGUACCUUCAAAUCAGAAUAUUUGACGAGAUCUUCCAAGGAUAACAAUCUGCAAUUGGCUCCAUCUCAAAACGAAAAACUGGAAGGAAAAAUGAUUGGGCCAUAAAAUUUGUGACAGGUAGGUCCCUCCAUUGCUAUCCAUGGGCUGCUUGGUUGACUCUUAAGCGUUUCACCACAAUAGGGUUCUUGAAUCCGAAGAAACUCUCCAAGUUGAUCAUCUGUCCACAGCGAGGCUUACAUCACUGGACGGUAGGCCCAUAGGUGUAGUCAUCAAUGAACACCAUAAAACAAUUCAGUGGGCAUGCUCGGCCAAAUUAUCCUGUGAACCAAAAGAAACUUGCUUAAAAAAUGAAUCUUUGACAGCGAAUUGUUCAGCUACAACGCUGCAGUCACUUGCCUUUCUGCAUUACAAUCCAGAUGCUGAUGCCUGAAAGGGACAGGGCAUCUUGUGAAUUUUCCAGCCUCCACACGAACAGCCCUCGGUGUGGAUCGACGUCGUUCACUGAUGUCUCCGCUCACUCGAGAGCCGAAGAUGCUCGGAUGCGCAGGGUGGUUCAGUUUCUCCGCUGAAAAGACAAUAUUUCAUGGAAUCCUCGCGUACUGCUCGCCUUAGUGCCUAUUUCUCCUUUAGUACUAGUGAUGUCCUUUCAGGCCUGUUUGAUUGCUGAAUACAUUUGCUCAUAUCCUCUACGCUCUUACCCGGGUUAACGUCCAGAAUUGCCUUGGAUAAACCGCGGAAACUUUUGCUUCGCAUGGCUGCAUUGAAAAGUGAA